Apis cerana (Asiatic honeybee) is the source of this 7910-nucleotide messenger RNA. RefSeq lists its product as uncharacterized. The record is from RefSeq and is a predicted model, not a curated record. Gene Ontology annotation, biological process: negative regulation of transcription by RNA polymerase II. Gene Ontology annotation, molecular function: promoter-specific chromatin binding. Gene Ontology annotation, cellular component: PRC1 complex. Lineage: Eukaryota; Metazoa; Arthropoda; Insecta; Hymenoptera; Apidae.
CAGUUUAGUUUGGCGUGAGUCGCCGUACUGUUCGGUAUUUCGUGUGUUGCUACGAUCGUUUUAUGGCCGAUGUCGUUCAUUUCCGUGGUUUAGUUCCAUAAAACGCCGCACAGUAUUCCGUGGCGCCAUUGUACGGACUCAUCGUAUUCCUGUCUAACCGUGUACUCGUCGUCGUCGUCGUCGUCGUCGUUGUCGUUGUCACGAUAAUUGUCGUUGUUGUGAUUUUUGAGCUUGUAUUAUAUUUUCUUUUUAACGAGUCUGGCCAGGCCGUAGCGUAAUUUCAGAGCUUAGUGCACAGUCGGCGGUAAGGUGAAAGUAAAUCCCGUCGGGUUUACUCGAAUGCCAGGGAAGCUGGUUGUACGUCACGAAAUCGCGUAUACAUCGAGCACGCGACGUCACUGUUGUCUGGAUAGCCCUCAUCUCGAUUUCGCAAGAGGGAGGACUUCAAGUUUGAACCCGAACCCGAAUACUGUAGCGACCUCGCAUUUCCUCUACAAUAUCAUUGGAGCACGAACGACACGGCAUCGCUUUGUGUACGUACGCGGCCAGUAUGCUCUACUACCAUAGAGGAUAGCGUUAGCCACUCUCGUAUGCGUGUAGCCGCACGUACGGUUCGCAUGCUCGCACGUAAGUACACGCACGCACACUCUAUCACCCAAUAUAGCGCUUUCCAGCGAAUACACUUGUGUACAUGUAAACCUACUCGCCGGUUGAAUGCUGAGAAACAACAGCGAGAAACAGAGAGGGGAAGAGGGCAAGAAAGAGCAAAGGAGAAGAAAGAAAAAGGGAGAGUAAGACGGAGAGAGCGGUUUCCUCCAUCUUUUUCUCCCUCCCUUCUUCUUUUCUGUCCCGCUCUCAUUCUCUCUCCCUCUUUCUCUCGUUACUACCCGUUUGCCCCUCUCCUCGGUCUAUCCUCUUGCUCAUAUUCCCUCUUUCUCCAACUUACACGCAUCGUCUUAUUCUCGUACGCGGCACUCGUGUAUUUAUGCGUUUUCUCAUAUUCGCGCUGCCUCCUCUUUCGUCCUCGACGAAAUCGCUCGGUAUGCGUUCGCGAUACGCGCGACGAUGGAAUAAACAUCGACUGGGAACACGGCCGGUUUCUCACAGAGAGCAUGGGUAUCGCUCGUUCAGUUUUUCUGCGAGGAUAAUCGCCUUUUGGAACGCGAAAUCUAGCAGCUAUUGUCCGAAAUCGAAGAUAGCACAUCGAAAGUUUUACCACUGAAAAAAAACUCGUUUUGCCGCUUUCGUCGCGGAAUGUUCGCGCUCGCGAUCGUGCAAACCCCUCCGUUGUCUACGAUAUGCAAGGAAACGUGUCUCUACUGAUUAAUCAGCUGGCCGCCUCAACAACCAGAUCGCUGUGAAACACGGAAUACGAAAGCAACGGAACAAACAAUAGGCGGGAAAUUCCUUUCGAUGGAUGAGAUCAAGUUCGAAGGCCUAUCGGCGCUUUAUUCCGCGAUUUCAGCUUAUUAAUUAGAAAUUUCUUAUCGUCGCUUAACAACUAUAUCGAAGAAACUAUGCUGACAAAUCGUUGAAAAAAAUGUGAUUACCUAAUCAUUUUCGAUUUUACCGCACCUGGAAACGAAUUUUACAAAGAGAAACGAAUGUUCGCGAACCUCGAACAUUCGAAGAGGAAAGAAUGUUUUUUUCUUGGACAACGGUCGUAAGACAAGCUGGACGAUUGAAUGCCUUUCUUUUGCGAUUUCUGUAGACCGUCGCUAGGUUACUUCGAAUCAUGGUCUUCCGUCCAGUAGGGUCGACGUCUCCCUACUCUCUUUUCUCGGGGUACAAGCGUAUAGAAGCGAUGGUCGAGGGAUCAGAAAGCAGCUGGGGGUCUAAUCUGUAACGCGCGAUAAGACGACUAAAGUUUCGCGAAAGAAAAUGAGACGUUCAAAAAUGAGGGCAUGUUCGUGUAAACUCCAUUGAAAGAACAUUCUCUUAACAAAGCUUUCUCGUUAUAUUCUUUCUAACUUGCUGACGCAAUUGAUAAAAUUUAUACGAAGAAAAGUAAUAAAAAUUACUUGAUUUUUUAAAACAAGUCUUUUUGAAAGAACACUUGACGAUAACUAAUCUGAUAUUAGCAUAACUAUUUCAAUAUUAUGAGAAUUAGAAAGAAUUUACACGAUUUCGAGCAUUAGUUUCACGAUUGAUUCGAAGUGAUCCCUCUUUCUAUCGCUUGUCACAAUUUCGUUUGAGAAUUUUGCUUCUUCUUACGACCAGCUCGAUAUAAAUAGACGAAGUACUAGAAUUGCAGAACGUGUGGUGUGUACCUAAAGUUAGCCGAUUCGAUAUGUAAAUAAUUCUAGUUAAUUUCCAUCGCGAUAAUUGAACUCGAUGCUCACCUAGAUCUUCGUUCCCUAACAAAUGCAUCAUCGUCAUUCGAAGAAUAUCUUCUCAAUAUCUUCUCGUUUCGAAGAUUAUUCUUAUCUACUCUUAGUUGUGUACAGGCCUUUACUUUGACGCGUCCCUGCAUUCGCGACAUGUGCUGCACUCGGAGGAAAGUGUCCAAGCAAACGGACGUAAACGAUCGAAUGAGAACUUACGAGCAAAGUCUCGAAGAUCUAGCAACGAGAGAUAAAGCGGGAGAAACCUCGUAACAGAAAUUCGAGCAAGAAUCUCCUUUAGUUUCUGUUAGUGACUGUUGAUAGCACGAAACAACGUUAACCUUUCCAUUGGAGAUAUUACAUGGAAUCGUGUUUAUCGUUACAGACAUUAUCACCGACAAUUAAGAAUAAGAAAAAUGUCGGGAAUAGGUAAAAGGACUUACCUCCGAGAGGUAAAUCCCUAUCUUAUUUGUCCUUUAUGCAGAGGAUAUCUUAUAGAUGCAACCACUGUCGUCGAAUGUUUGCAUUCGUUUUGCAGAAGUUGUAUUCUCAAGCAUCUCAACACAGAAGCUCAUUGUCCUUCUUGCAAACAUGUUCUCAACAAAGCCAAACCGAAUAUCAAAGCUGAUAAGGCGUUGCAAGAUAUCGUAUACAAACUGGUACCAGGAUUAUAUCACAAAGAGAUGCGAAAGAGAAGAGAGUUUUACAAAAAACAUCCGGAGCAUGCGGAUUUAGCGACUCCAGAACAACGUGGAGAAGAUGUUAGCGGAAGAUUAAUUUUCGCUCCAGAAGAUGCUGUUAGCUUAAGCUUGGAAUAUUUACCGCCCGGAGCCGAUCCUAUGAGCAUUUUACUUAGCACCAACGAUGAUAUCAAUAAUUCUAACGCAUCUAACAAUCAAAAUAAUAACAGUAACAAUACUAGUAAUAAUGGUUAUAACAAUAACGCUAACAAUCAUAGCACAAAUACAACGAGUAGACGAUAUCUUCAAUGUCCAGCACUGGUAACUAUUGCGCAUUUAAAAAAAUUCUUAGCUUCGAAAUACAAUGUUGAUAUGACAAGGUACACGAUCGAAAUUUGUCAUCGACGUGCUCCGCUUCCGGAACACUGGACUCUCAUGGAUGUCGCUUAUAUUUAUGCAUGGAAAAGGAAUGCACCAAUGCGAUUUUUUUACCGAGUUGCGUUAGAAGAGCAAAGAUUAGAGGCACCUCCUCACGACAGGCCUUCUACGCCAGGUUUGGGCGCCAGUUUUCCUCCAGUCGAUACUACUAUUGCUAUACAGAACAACGUUAAUUCGGAAAAUCUUGAGAAUGAUAUAGAAUCCAAGUCAGAGACAAAAUCUAUAAAGGAUACUGAUGAAAAAAUCACGUUAGACAAUCAAAAUGAAAUUUCGAAUGAAAAAUCGCGUUCUCCAAGUGAACAAAUAUCUACAAAUGAGACUAUUGAUAAUCAUAAAAUAACUAUUAAAGAAGAUCAACUUAUAACUAGUGUAGUAACAUCGACAACCACGACAUCAACGACAGUUUCUAUAGCAUCGACGAAUAUUACGUCAACAACGACAGCUACCAACACAGUUGUUUCAUCGGCAACGACAACUACUAAUACAAAUAAUGUCUCAUCCACAUCGAAUAGUGAAAAUAAACAAAUUAAAACACCUAUAAAAAUACUCAAGAACUCAGAGGGAAGAUAUGAGGUUUUGAGAAGUCCGCCAGCAAGUUGGAAUUCGAAAGAACAAAGCAUUACAAAUAUCGAAACAAAAUCUUCGAAUCCAGAAUUUAGUGUUGUAAGUAUAGGCAACGGACAGAAUUCGAAUGGAGUAAAGAUUACUUUAAAACAAUGUUCACCAAACAAUACAAGUCCAAACAAGCCGAAAGUUAUCAGUAAUGUAUUAUUACAUUGUGGCCAAGUAGACAAAGAUAGUUCUGAGGCGUUACUUAUUCAACAAUUACAGAGGAACAGAGAGAAACGUCAAAUAGAGAAACAAGAAGAACAAAGAAGAAGAGUAACUUUUAUGGAACGAUUGACUCCUGAGAAAACUAUUAGUACUACCAACAAUACUAAUAGUAAUACUUUAAAAAGUAUACAGAAAAAACCAGGAGAACAGCAAGAGAAAAAACAAUUCCUUCAAAGUUUUCAGCUGACAGCUAGAGAGACGGGAUCAGAAAUAAAAUUAGAAUCUUCCUCUAAUGAAUUAAAUAUGAAGGAUGAGAUUAAUGAUACACAAAACAAAGAUAAUGUCACUCCGAAAAAAGAAGAUGAUAAUGCAACAGAAACUUCAAAUAAUAUAAAUAAUUCAAAGAAUAAAAGUAAUAAUGAAAAUAUCAGUGUAAAUGCAAGUGGAAAUAUUUCGAAUGUAAGUAAACCAAUAAGCGGAAUUAAUAACAAUGCGCGAAUCAACACGAAUAAACAAUGCAAUGAUAUCGAUACUUGCACGUUUGGUUACUCAAAGAGUACAAAUCCGGGUAUGAACAUCAGCAUUAAUAAUAACCCCGCAAAAGUGGAUGUAUAUACUUUUUCUAAUGAUCCACCUAUAGUUCCCGCGGGAGCAGUGAAAAGAAAAUGUCCACCAGGUUUACCAAUCUUUGAUAUCAGAAGAAAGAAACAACAACAAAUUCAAACUCAUAUCUCAAAAAAGCAAACUCAUGUACAUCCGUCUCCUAUUAUGCAAAAUAAUACGAAAUCACCUCGAAAAUUAACAACGGAACAUGUUAUUUCAGCAAAAAGACCGGGAAAUAUAAUUGCAGAAGCUGGACCUAGUCGAACACUCACGACACCAAGUUCAAAACCUUCCUCAAGUCCAAUACUUUCGAACGAUACAAGAAAUAUAUUAGAUGGUUGCGGAUUAAACAUUCCUGCAAGUCUCAGUAUAACUCUAACAGCACCAAAAUCACCUGGAAAUAGUGGUGGAUCUAUUGAACCAAAUGAUUCCAAAGAUAAUCGAAAGAAUACUCUGGGAAAAGUAAGUCCAAGCAUUACUUUAAACGAUAGAUCUGUCGAUCCACGAGUAUUAAAGGCAUUAAAAGCAGGACAAAUAAGGAUGCCUGCACCGUUAAAACCAAGACAAACCAAGCAACCAGAACGCGAUCAGCAACGACAAGCACUUCCUACUAAACGGAAAAGGGAUCAAGAAUCAAGAGAUAUUCUAGAUCUGAGCGGAGGAAAGAAGAUGGACAUACAUCCAUUAAGAAUACCACAACCAGUGACAAAACUCAAAGCAAAGUCAACAAUUAAAGACAUACCAAACAUUUCAGACCAGGGACAAAUUGUAACACUUGGUGGUCAUAAAUAUUAUCGUGCACCUCCAGGUUCUUUGACUCCAGCACCACAUCGUGUGAAUGAUUGUCCAAUUCCUACUCCAUUAUCACGAGAACGAUCACCUGUAAUGUGGCGACCUGCUGAAUCGUCAGCUAUACGCAUGCCGCUGAUGCUUCGUGCCGAUCUUCUUCGAAUUCGAUCCGCCGAUGUCGGUGUACCAUCACGCUGACGUCAACCAAGUUCAUUGAAUACAUUCUGGUCUCACAAAUCAAAUUUCAUCAAUCGGCCAUCAGGAGUGUGAAAUGCUCACUUUCAUCAUUGUGAUUACAAUUUUGCUAUAUUAUGUUGCAAAUUUAAAUAACAAGACAAUACGAGCUCUAUGUGAUUCUCUUAUAUUAUGGAAAUCAACUUGAAGAAAAAUAAUGAAUUUUAAUCUUUUGUAAAACUAUAUAUAUUUAUUCUGUUUAAAACUAUAAAAGAUUUGAUCGAAAUUUACAGCACGGAAUUAAGUAUCCCGCCGAAAAUCAGGUUAAGUUGCUAAAUCAAAAAGAUGAAAAUAUUAUACUUGUGUUUUCCUUCAUAUCCAAAAAUAUGCAACUGCAUACAGACAAUGAAAUAUAUUUCAAGUUUUAUUUAAUAAGUGAUCUUGAACAUAAACAAAUUCCAUUAUUUGAAAAUGAACACGAAACAUCUCAUUUUGAUUACAAGUCGAUAUAUUACCGACAUGUUACAUUGAACAGCAUAAAAAAUUGUUGUUUAUUGCUAUAAUUGACACGUGUUGAUCAAUAUGCAGUGCGAACUUUUUCCUUUUUAAAAAUGAUCGAUUUAAACUUAUAAAUGAAAGUGUUUGAAGUGUUUAUGUGAGAUUUUAAAGGAACAUCUUUAUGUGCUUGAAAUUUGCUAGAUAGCGAAGUGCAUUAGUCUUUUUAAUGACAUAACUUAAAAAUACAAAUAAUAAAUAUUGCUUUUUAGCAAUAUCAAACUGGCACAGUUUAAAUUAAAUAACUUUUUGCAUUGAGAUCAGUGCACAUCACACCAUGUCUGGCUAAAAUUCAGACUAUCGGAUAGUUUUUUAUGUCCAAAUAUAAACAUAAAAUGCGCAGUGCUUUCUACUGCAAUUUGCACUGCCACGACAAUCAUAAAACGGUCGGUAGUAAAACUUUGUCCUCUUUCGAUUGACCUAUUUGAUGGUUGAGUCCCAUUGCAUUAACUUAUACCAGCAAAUUGUAGAAUUUACAUUAUCUAAUUCGAGACAAGACGAGACAAGUGGAAAUUUUGUGGCAACAAUUGUUGAUAAUGUGGCAAUUUGUCGAACUAAUUUGACAAAAAUUAGUACAAAGCAUCAGUUACAGAUUAUCGAUUCGACAAGUUACUAUAUUACCGACAAUCAUUAACGCAAUAAUAUGCUUUAAAAUCUUUUAGAAAAAUGCAAUAUAUAUACAUCGCACAAUACAGGGAAAUAAUACAGCGCGAAUGCUGGAAAUUUUAUUUUUUCAAACUUUUUAAGACCACUCGACUUCAAGAACUUUCAUGUAUGUAUAGUUGCUUUAUGGAUACAACAAGAUUUUUAUCGAGAUAUAAAUCUUUUCUGUACGAAUGAAUACAUUAAUAUAAUACGAUUUUUAAUGAUUAAUAAACAAAAAUUUUGUAAAAUACGAUUAAUAUGAUUUGUAUAAUAAUUUUAUUUUUUAUCAUAAAAAUUGUUCCUACUUCGGUCCAUACUAAUUUUACAAAACAGAAUUUAUCAAAAUACCUCGCAUUAAAAUGCGUUUUUAAAUUUUAAUAAUUCAAUCUGCAUAACGAAUUAUGUAAAUGCAAGGUUAUAUUAGUACAACGAAGAUCAGGUACUCGAUAUGAAAUCUGUUUUUCCAUUCACUUACAGUUGUAAAAUUUGUAUGUAAUAAGAAAAAUAGGGACCGAAAUUAAAAAAAAAACUCGAAGAAACAAAAAAUAUAAUUAUGUGUAUAACAUAUAAAUGAUAUCUAUCCUAUUGUUAUUUCUUUAUUUACUUUGCGUUACGUUUCAUUAUAAGUUACUACUUUGUAUACGUUGUAUAAAUAAUUGUUAUGUUAUGCGAUUGUAUUAUAUUAUAUAUAUUUCUUGAUAUAUGUGUGUAUAUAUUUAUAAUUGCACUAAUAUGUCAUCCUUACAAAAUUGCGUGCAAAAUCCUAUUAUUUUGUAAGUUCGAAAAAAUUCAAUUUUAAUCAAUUGAAGAUUCGUGUGAAUUUGACACUAUUAAAGUUUUAAAAUGCAAUUGUAUGCAUGUUGAUUUUUAAACGACAAAAAAUUACAUGUAAUAACAAAAAGAUAUAUCAUUAUAUAAUUAAACAAAA